AUGACGGACUUUGCGUGCUUGACAGAGGAGUUAGACGAUGAAGAAGCCAAGAACAAACCGGUGACGAAGAUUUCGGGCUUUCUCUUUAGUACGCUGAUCGCUGGUCGGUCCAUGUGCCGCCUGACGGGGACUAACCGCGCAACCUCGCCAGUUACGCGAGACGCCACGUACAAGGAGCUAGAGCUGGAUCUCAAUGGCGAGUCCGGCUCGCCCGAUAAAAUGCUGCAGAGCACCACGAGUUUUUUUUUUAAUCCGACGCACGAGUGCGUAUCCGACACUGCCGAGGUGCUGGAAUCCAAUUAUCCUGAACCGAUACGGGAGCGGAACUCUAUCGAUCCAACGAGGCCUCCAGAAUACGGCUUUCUCACGGUCCGAGAGGGAACGGAGCUUCGACUCGAAGGUUCCGCGAACCCAGGAAACAACACUUACCGAGCGCUUUAUAACCACGUCGCUAUGGCCGAUUCCAUGGACGUCGUUGUUCCUGGGUAUGGAAUUUGCCGGCUAACACUAAAAGCCGACGAUCGGAUGGGGCAGUUCGUUCAAGACGCUCCAAAUCAUCAGCCAGAACGCUCUCGUCGCCUUCGUGAGCUCAGUUUGGCGAUCUCUGGCAUGGGAAGCGAGAUAUUGGUGCGGGACUUGCUGGGGCUGAUCGGUAGGGGACUUCGAGAGCUCCGAUUAAACUUUUGGGGAGACUACGGGCCAACUCUUAAGCUCGCCGAUGUGGCUGCAGUUUGUCCGGAACUUGAAGAGCUCCAGCUCAUCGGCUUUGAUACUAGCGCCGUGCCCACUCAAGCGCUGUGCGACUGGGGCCUUAAGCAGUUGUCAAUUGGCAAGAGCAACUUCUUGAACGGUCUACCGGAGUGUUUGGAAGACCCCGACUGCCGGAUGUCCCGCGAGUUGCUGAAGAUAAAUGACUGUUAUGGCUACAGGGUGUCCGCGGCCAUUGAGGCUCUGAAAGCGCUCGACAAGGAGCCCCUCUCACUUGUAAAGGAAAUGUUCCCACUACCCUCAAAGACGGUGAUGAUAAGUGCAGUGAUGAGCGGUGACGCAGUAAAUGGCCAGCCCAAGGCGCUUCACCGUCUCGACUCCGUCCUUCUGGGUUUGAAUUUCCGGUUUGCAGCGACGCCCAAGCAGCGGACAGUUGAAGUGCGAGGCACGUGGACCCUUGACUUGGCCAUGCCAGAGGAUAUUGUUGUGAAUGAGGGACUGGAGGCCCUGGCAACGAGUCUACAGAGCGAGCGCAAGUGGCGGAAUGUCCAAACCGUGUUGCCCGAGUCUUUCGGUCUGGUGGCGCGUGUGCUGGAAGAUCAGGCUCGGUUGAUUCACAAGCUUCAGCUUCGCAUCGACAACUUGGAGCGUGCUCAGGCGACGGCUGUUAGUUCAGAUCUUGCCAUGGCAUUGGAGGAGCGCGUCCGUGUAGAUGCGAAGCGUCGAACGGCCAGGCUGCGCAAAGAGCUCUCUGUGGGCUUGGAGCAGCAACAAACAGCGCUACAAAGUGCCAAAGAGGAGUUCACAGCCAAAACUCAGCACCAGGAAGAAGUGAAUACAAAGAAAUGUUUGCUGGUCGAGCAAAGCUUGGAGCAGCUACGAUGCAAGACGGAGGAGCGCAUGGCUCAGUUGACAGACAGCAUGCAGGACCAGCUAAAGAGUCUGGAGUUGCAAUUCAAGUCUUCGCAUAUUCAGGAUACAGAAACGUUCGCAAAGCUGCGGCAAGAUAUGGCCCAGAAGGUGGAGAGCUUGGAAUGCAAGCUAAUGGAGAGUGAAAGGAUACGAGAAGCUGCUGCUGCUGUUCCAGUCGUCAAGGAGGUAGCUCUUUCGCCAGAAUUGCAGGAAAGGGAGGAGGAUGCGAUACGAGAAGAUCUAGCACGUAUCUCCCAAGACGUCGAAGAAAUGGAGGCUCGGAUGCAGAAGGAGAUUGCUGGAUGUAGACAAGAAUUGCUGCUGGCCAUCGGCAAGAAGCUCUGCAAGAGCGACAUCACAAAGCUGCUAACUCGGAAGAUGGAUGCGAGUACGCCUGUCAGCUGCGUCUGA
This is a messenger RNA of Phytophthora sojae, 2031 nucleotides long. RefSeq lists its product as hypothetical. Lineage: Eukaryota; Oomycota; Peronosporomycetes; Peronosporales; Peronosporaceae. Bases 1 to 2031 code for a protein of 676 amino acids. The record is from RefSeq and is a predicted model, not a curated record. The transcript has 7 exons.